Molecule: messenger RNA, 1058 nt
Organism: Lotus japonicus
Lineage: Eukaryota; Viridiplantae; Streptophyta; Magnoliopsida; Fabales; Fabaceae
Product: chaperone protein dnaJ 49-like
Exons: 1
Coding region: 82-852 (256 amino acids)
Source: RefSeq, a predicted model, not a curated record
AGCAGAUUCUGACAGAGCCACUCCAAUCUGAAAAAAAAUCAGAAAAAAAAUUAAAAAAGAAAAUAGAAACCGAGAGAAGAAAUGAACAGUGGUAGCAAAUCGGAAGGAGAACGGUUACUCGAGAUCGCAGAGCAACAGUUGCAGAAACGCGAUCUCAAAGGCUCACGGCAACUCGCUCUCAUCGCUCAAGAAAACGAACCGCUUCUCGAAGGCUCCGAUCAGAUCCUCGCCAUAAUCGACGUCCUCGAAGCGGCGGAGAAGCCGCUGACAACCACCGCAUCCACCACCACCAACAACCGCAACAAUCUCGAUUUCUACGCGAUUCUCCAGGUCGAUCAUCGUGAUUCACAGGAUCUCAACCUCAUCAAGAGGCAGUACCGGAGGCUCGCGCUUCUGCUACAUCCUGAUAAGAAUCUCUUCUCGUUCUCGCACCAUACGUUUGACCUCGUUUCUCACGCCUGGGCUUUGUUGUCCGAUCCGGCGCAGAAGGAGAUCUACGAUGCGGGUUUGGGUUGUGCUCCGGGAAGCUUCUGGACCGCGUGUCCGUACUGUUUUCAUAUGUAUGAGUACCCUGGGGUUUACGAGGGGUGUUGCUUGCGGUGCCAGAAAUGCUCGCGGCCGUUUCAUGGAGCGGCGGUGAAUUCUAUGCCGGAGAUGGUGCCGGAUCAGGAGGCUUAUUAUUGUUCCUGGGGAUCGUUUCCGAUGGGAUUUGUGUUUGAGAGUUUGGAGAACGGUGGUGGGAGUAAUCAGAAACCGGCGGCGGCGGUGGCGGUGGUUCCUAAUCGGGUGGCGGUUCCUGAUGGUGGUUCUGUUAAGAAGAAGCGAGGAAGGCCGCGAAAGGUGGCGGUUUGAGAUUGGAGUUUUGUUUGUGUUAUUCUUUUGCUCUGUUGCAAAAUUUCUGGGCAGUUUUUGUUUAUUUAUUUAUUAGUUUGUUUGUUUGAUCAUCAUUGAUCACAAUUGGAAUUUUCACUCUGUAUUGUCUUGUUAAAAUGAUGUUUCUGUGAAGACCAAUGUCAAAUGAACAUUAAAAUUUUUAACUGUGCAAUUUGUUCCUCUUA